CAAGGGUGACUAAUCGUUCCCUGAAUCUCGAUCGGCACUACAGAAGACAUCCUCCUGUCACUAAACAUGGCUUUGAGGCGAGCGCUGCAUUUUGUUUUCAAAGUUGGUGACAGGGCCAAAACUGCCACGUUUUAUCGAGAUGUUCUGGGCAUGAAGAUUUUACGUCAUGAAGAGUUUGAGGAAGGCUGCAAAGCAACGUGUAAUGGUCCCUACGAGGGCAAAUGGAGCAAGACAAUGGUGGGCUUUGGUCCAGAAGAUGACCAUUUUGUUGCUGAACUGACAUACAAUUAUGGGGUGGGAGAGUAUCAACUUGGCAAUGACUUCCUGGGACUCACUUUGCAGUCGAGCCAGGCUGUACGCAAUGCUAAACGCCUGGGAUGGCCUCUCACUGAGGUGGGAGAGGCUCUGUAUCUGACCCAGGCCCCCGGAGGGUAUCCAUUCUACCUUGUGGACAAAGAGCAGCCUUCUAGUGACCCCGUGCAGAAGGUUUGUCUUGGAGUAUCAGACCUCCAGACAUCGACCCACUACUGGACUAAGCUCUUGGGAAUGAAAGUUCUGGAAAAUAAUGAGGAAAAGAAAACUGUGCUGAUUGGAUUUUCAGACAGUCAAUGUAAACUGGAGCUUCAUGAUAACAGUGGGGCAGUGGAUCAUGGAACUGCUUUUGGAAGGAUAGCAUUUUCAUGCCCACGUGAACAACUGCCUGGCCUUGAAGCCUUGAUGAAAAAGGAAAAUCAGAAGAUUCUCACUCCCUUAGUCAGCCUAGACACUCCUGGAAAGGCCACAGUAGAAGUGGUCAUUUUGGCCGACCCAGAUGGUCAUGAGAUUUGCUUUGUGGGUGAUGAAGCUUUUAGCCAACUGUCUAUGGUGGACCCCAAAGGAAAUGAAUUGCUUGAUAAGGCUAUGGCCGAAGAUAAAAGUGAUGAGUGGUUUGCCAAACACAACAAACAGAAAGCUGCGGCAUGAGAUGAAGAGGUUUUGCACCACCCAUUUCUCAACAGUUCAUAUAAUGAUAAGAUGCUUUACAAGGCACCUGUGGUGUAAAUCUCCUUGUUAUGACAACUCAAUUAUCCUAAGGCUGACAGUAUGAAAUACAUUUUCACCUGGAAGCAUGCCAUAUGGCACAGUUACAUUGGCAGCACUUUGUGAAAGGACCACUUGUUCAUUAUGAUGGACAUUUUUCCAUAUAAUGUUUCUAUCAAUAAGGAAGAGAUAGGGGCAAUGUUAGGAUCAUGUCGACCCUCCAUAAAACCAUUGUAUAAUACUAUUAGGCUGCAAGAUUCCUGUGCAUAAGUUAGAUGGAUAAAACAUUGUCAUCUAGAACAAAUCUACAGUGCAAUCAAAACACAAGUUUCAAUGAUAAAUAUUAACAUGAUGUAAUAAAAUAUCCUUAUUGUU
Messenger RNA from Gymnodraco acuticeps, 1395 nucleotides. It is a transcript of the gene glod4, whose product is annotated as glyoxalase domain containing 4. Bases 67 to 963 code for a protein of 298 amino acids. The transcript is spliced from 9 exons. The record is from RefSeq and is a predicted model, not a curated record. Lineage: Eukaryota; Metazoa; Chordata; Actinopteri; Perciformes; Bathydraconidae.